Salvelinus namaycush (lake trout) is the source of this 1026-nucleotide messenger RNA. RefSeq names its product amyloid-beta A4 precursor protein-binding family B member 2-like. NCBI's taxonomy places the organism in Eukaryota, Metazoa, Chordata, Actinopteri, Salmoniformes, Salmonidae. Gene Ontology annotation, molecular function: amyloid-beta binding; transcription factor binding. The transcript is spliced from 9 exons. Gene Ontology annotation, biological process: regulation of DNA-templated transcription. The record is from RefSeq and is a predicted model, not a curated record. The coding region runs from base 1 to 1026 and encodes 341 amino acids. Gene Ontology annotation, cellular component: cytoplasm; nucleus.
AUGAGUUCAUUCCCGGUGCGUUCUCUGGGCUGGGUGGAGAUGGCAGAGAGAGAUCUGACAGAGGGAAGGAGCAGUGUGGCAGUCCAUCACUGUAUCAGACAACUGUCCUACUGUAGGAGGGACAUACAAGACUCCGCUGGGGUCUGGGGAGAGGGUAAGGACAUGCUGCUGGUGCUGCAGGACCGUGAUCUGACCCUGGUUGACCCUGACGACCACAGCCUGCUCCACUCUCAGCCAAUCAGCAGUAUACGUGUGUGGGGCGUUGGCCGAGACCACGACAGGGACUUUGCCUAUGUGGCGAGAGACAAAACCACGCGGGUGUUGAAAUGUCAUGUGUUUCGAUGUGAUACCCCUGCAGAAGCCAUAGCAACGAGUCUCCACGAAAUCUGUUCCAAGAUUAUGGCUGAGAGGAAGAGUGCCAAAGCUGCUGCCGGCAGCUCAUCCCAAACAGGCUCCGAUGUUCCUCUCCAGGAGUUUCCCAUGCCAAAGACUGAGCUGGUGCAGAAGUUCCAUGUGCACUACCUGGGGAUGACGUCCGUGUCUCGCCCCAUAGGUAUGGACAUCAUCAACGGGGCUAUAGAGAGCCUGGUGUCCUCCACAGGGAAAGAGGACUGGACCCCUGUUACUCUGAGUGUAGCAGAUGCCACUGUAGCUGUUAUCAAGGAGAAGGCACAGGAGGAGGAGAUACUGGUGGAGGGCCGCGUGCGUUUCCUGUCCUUCAUGGGCGUGGGCCGGGACAUCCACACUUUCGCCUUCGUCAUGGACUCUGGGAACCAGCACUUCCAGUGCCACGUGUUCUGGUGUGACCCCAACGCUGGCAGCGUGUCUGAGGCUGUCCAGGCAGCCUGUGUGCUGCGGUACCAGAAGUGUCUGGUGGCCUGCCCACCCUCCCAGAGAGCUGGCUCCUCCUCCCCGCCACCCGACUCGGUGACACGCCGGGUGACUACAAGCGUCAAGCGUGGAGUCCAGUCUAUCAUAGACACUCUGAAAACUAAGAAACCACCCUCAGAACUGCCCCAGCAAUGA